UGUUGUAUCAGAGCGCCUGUAACGCUACUCUGAUAGAGGCAACACCAAUGAUAUAUAGAACGAAUUAAGCACGCGAUUUUUAUUAAUAAAAAGAAUAAUCAAAGGAGUUCGAAAGUCAAUUGAUUGAUAAAUUGCUGGUUAAUACAUUUUGUAAUUAAUGUGUCGUCGAUUGUCGUUGACAAGAAUUACUACAGUGACUAUAAUUAUAACUUUUUGCGUUAUCAUUUGGAAUAUAUUUUCGAUUGACGAUGAGGAUCGUUCCGAAUUUGUGAAUGGUUGUAAUAAGACCGUUGAAUAUCUCAGCGAUUUAGACCACUUAUUGGAGAAAGUGCACAACAUCUUUGUAUCGCAUAACCUGAGGUACAUUUUAUGUUAUGGAACACUAUGGGGACAAAUUCGAAUAUCAGAAUUUCUACCGUGGUCAGAAAAGGCGGAACUUUGCACCUUCAAAGCACAACUAGAUCUGAUAAACGAGGGUUUGUUGUAUGGUAGUUUUGAGCGGAAGUCUCUACGUCUCCGGUAUUUCUCCGCCUAUGGAUUUUUCAUUGUUGAAGACAUUUACAAAUCGACUCCGUUCAUUCAGAUUUAUGUCUACGACCUGGAUGUCGAGCAACAAAUGUACAAAAGGGUCGGCUGGAAACGAGGCCUGUUGCCGCCGCAUUGUGAUUGGACACCUUCGUUGGAAUGUUUCCCAGCGCAUUUGAUCGUUGAUCCAUUGCCAGCUAAGUAUCUGGGGAGUAAUACAUAUCCAGUUCCAAUGGGUGGAAUUGAAAUACAGAAAUAUCAUUACGCGAAUAGUUGGUGGAAGAGGCCUCAAAUGCGGCCAACAUGUACUUAGACUAGACGAUCGACUGAGAUUUUAAAUAAAGUCACUAGGACAUCACUCGUCAUUG
This is a messenger RNA of Bradysia coprophila, 893 nucleotides long. RefSeq lists its product as uncharacterized. The record is from RefSeq and is a predicted model, not a curated record. NCBI's taxonomy places the organism in Eukaryota, Metazoa, Arthropoda, Insecta, Diptera, Sciaridae.